ACUCGAACAAAACCGGAAGUGAUUCUGAAAAAUAAACAUGGACGACACGGAGAGAAGCAGGUGCCCGCCGGAUAAUGUUUACUGUUAAAAUGCAUUAUUUUGCGCGUUAUGUGGAUUUAACUUAUAGGUUAGACAUUGGCACACCAAAAUGAGGUAACGAAAAACAAAAACAGACAAUGGUAGAUGAGAAGAGAAAUAUCUUUUCAACCAAUGUAAGGUGAAACUGAGCAGGUAUUAAUGGCAUACCUGCAUUUUUCCCAAUAUGUCACAGUUUUUCAAGUCAGAAUUCAGAACAGUGACUAGCAGAUUGAGCUAGAUACUAUGCCAUAUUUGUUAAGAAAUGAAUUAGAGGAGCUGUCUUGUUAGUGGUAACAAAGUUUAAAAAAAUAAAUAUGGAGAAAGAAGAUAGGAGACUCCCUAUCAUUGACGAGAAAAGGUUUGCCAUCCUGACAAAGGAAUCGAUAAGACUUAUCGCAGAAGCUGGAGGGCAUUCAGAUUUACCAGAUGAUGUGGCUGCUCUGUUGGGAGAGGAUGUCAGCUAUAGACUCCGUGAGGCAGCCCAGAAUGGAGCACAGUAUAUGAAGCAUGCCAAAAGGAAAAAGAUGACCACAGACGAUUUUAAUAAAUCACUAAAAGUCAGUGAUAUUCAGCCAAUCCAUGGGUUCAGAUCUCCAGAAAGCUUGCCUUUUCGACAGACCAAAGAUGGGGAACUCUUCUUUGUUGAAGAUUCAGAAACAAACUUUGCCAAUGUUGCCUUCAGUAAUUAUGUUCCGAAAAAUCCAGGAGAAACCUCCAUUAAAGCUCACUGGCUUGCUGUUGAAGGUGUUUCAAAAGUGUCGUCUGCUCUCCAUCAAAAUCUCAUCAAACCAAUCAUUAAACGUGAGGACUUGCAGAUGUACUUUGACAAUGUGACCAAUGCCAUCCUAGGCUGUGACCCUGAUGCCAUGAAGAUAGCACUACAAGAUCUCAGGACUAACUCCCAAAUUGUACCCCUUCUUCCUCGCUUUGUUAGCUUUGUUGCCAACGGGGUAAAAACAGUGAGUCAUGAUAUUUGCCAACUGACAAAGCUGCUGCAUACCAUUAAAGCACUCAUCAACAACACCUCACUGUACCUGGAGCCUCAGCCUUACCUGAACUUGAUGGUACAGGGUACCACCUACUGUCUGCUUGAACCCCUUGCUGCAUCCAUCAAUCCGUCCAAUGAUCACUGGGCUUUGCGUGACUAUGCUGCUCGCCUGCUGGCCCAGAUCAUUAUGUCCUGGUCUAGUCCCAUCAACCAUCUGUUGUACAACACUGUAAAGAACCUGAAGGAAGUAUUGUGUGACCACGCUAAGCCUUUCUGUUGUCACUAUGGUGCUGUCAUGGGUCUUACUGCCCUAGGUUACAAGCCUGUGGAGGAUGUGUUGAUCCCUCACCUCCCUGUAUACUGGCCUCAUCUUAUUUCUGUGCUGGAGGACACAUCCUAUGCUAACGCCAUCACAAAGUCUGAUGCCCACAAGGUCCAUGGUGCCAUGCUGCUGGCUGUAGAGUUUUUGAUGAAGAAAUAUAUCAGAAUGUUUGAGCAGCAAGUAGAUGAGUACGACAACAACAAAAUGGAGGUAAAGAUCAAACCAAAGGAGCAGACAUCUCCUACAAAGACCGAUACCAAUUCCUCUCAGUUACAGUCAUCUGUCGGGCAGUUUUACAGGGAAAUGUAUGAGUACUUUGGUGAUAGCCUAGCUAUCAGACUUCCUGUCUUGUGUGAAAAAAUUGAUCUCAAAGGAAAAGUGUUUGUGGCUAAGAAAAAGGAAAAAACAGUAUCAUUAACUGAUCCUGAAGCCGCAAAAAGUGGUGAUGAACUUCUCGCAGAGUUCAUGGAACAGGUGAGAAUUCAGGAAAUUCUGGAUAAGGAAAGGCGUGAGAGAGAAAGAAUUGAAAAUGCAAGACUUGAAGUGUUACGAAAACAGAGAGAAGAGCAAGAGCGUAUACUUAGAGAAAAACAAGAAAUGAUUGAUAGAAUGAAGCAGGCAGAACAAGACAAACAAGCACAUGAACUUGAGCUGUUACGACAGCAUCACAUGCGACGAUCAGCAGAAUUGUUAGAAAUUGAGAAGCAGAGACAUAAAGAUAUGUUAAAUCAAACCAAAAAAGACUUACGUGUGUUAAAAAAGCCCAGUUACAAAGAAAUCGAUACAGAUGAUGAAGAAGACGAAUUUCGUGAUAAUAGAAGAAGAAUGAUUCCUGUCAAAACACCUCAGCUACCUCAAGCGAGUCGUGAAGUGGAGACGGCAGAGGAUGGUAACUUCCCCGGGUCGAGUCAAGCUCACCUGGCUGUGAGUACGGUUAGUGACACAAGUGAAGGCAUCAAACUCAAGUUUGUUAGACGGCCACCGUUAAAAAUUCAAAUCAAGCCUCUCGCUGUGCCCUCACCUCCAUCACGAGAUCAAAAAGACUCUAAACACAGUGGCAAAAAACGGAAACAGAGUCAAAGAACUAGUACAUCAACAUCUUCUAAUUUUGAUGCCUAUGAAUUUAUAGAAUCAGAUCCAGAGGAUUUUAAACAGCAGUUAUCAUUUAAGCCUCACUAUUAUUCCUCAGAGGGAGAGAAUUCAGACGGUGCAGGGCAUAAAAAGCCCUUAACAUUGAAACUUAAAGUAAAAGAUCCACGGGAUUUUACAUCAGAAUGAUAGGUGUAAGGUGUGUACAACAGAAAUAAAGCAUUAUACAAAUGA
Molecule: messenger RNA, 2711 nt
Organism: Pecten maximus
Lineage: Eukaryota; Metazoa; Mollusca; Bivalvia; Pectinida; Pectinidae
Product: TAF6-like RNA polymerase II p300/CBP-associated factor-associated factor 65 kDa subunit 6L
Exons: 12
Coding region: 393-2666 (757 amino acids)
Biological process (GO): RNA polymerase II preinitiation complex assembly; transcription initiation at RNA polymerase II promoter
Cellular component (GO): transcription factor TFIID complex; SLIK (SAGA-like) complex; SAGA complex
Molecular function (GO): transcription coactivator activity; RNA polymerase II general transcription initiation factor activity; protein heterodimerization activity
Source: RefSeq, a predicted model, not a curated record